Molecule: messenger RNA, 994 nt
Organism: Strongylocentrotus purpuratus (purple sea urchin)
Lineage: Eukaryota; Metazoa; Echinodermata; Echinoidea; Camarodonta; Strongylocentrotidae
Exons: 5
Coding region: 1-855 (284 amino acids)
Source: RefSeq, a predicted model, not a curated record
AUGAUUGUGUUCAUCGCUUGUCUGCGUGAUCAACAUUCCGCAUUGCUGCAAUGUGUUACUGCGUCAUUUAACACGAGGAAUACAACAUUAACGAUCCAUCAACAUUCGCCUCACGGGUUCCUACCGUCUGACUUAUGCAUCCGCUUGGAAAUUCGAAGCAACGAGUUUAUCCAUCAGAAUUUGACAUGCCUGGCCCCAGACUAUCCGACCAAGUUGUCUACAGAUUAUGUUCACGACCAGCUCUGGAUUGUGGUAUGUAAGGGACAAGUCUGUAGCACCGCCUCACCAGUCACCAUCGUCGAAACCGUUUGGGACAGAAUAUCGACGCCUGUAAUAGCAUCAGUCAUUGCAUUGAUUGCGGUUGCCUUGGUGAUAUGUGGUUUUUGUUUCUACAUCAGAUGCAACCAAUGUCAAAAUUACCAAUGGCAUUACAACCAGGGCGUACAUAGACGGUAUCGGAGGGGAAGCGGCCAGCCAGAGGUUCCCCGUCGCCAGCGUGCCUCUGACUCGACAGUUCAAAGGCAGGCACCAAGUCAAACGCCGUCCGCUCCCCCGGUGCCCCAUCCGUUCCGUUCAGACAUCGAAAUGGUGAACUACGACGAUUUGUCGGUCAGGAAUAGACGAUCCUUAACCUCGUCCGUUUCUUCCACGGAAUCACUUUCGGAGAAUAUGCAGUCUUCCAACCCUCGAGACAAUUACCGGGUUCCCCGUGCGACUCCAGGAACACAAAGCAUGCUUCCAGGGAUGUACUGUACAACGUUAAACAGAGGCACUUCUGCGACACAUGGAGGCCGGGUAGGUGCUGGUCAGCACGAAAGAAUCCUGCCUGAUAGGCCGAUCACUACAAGUUCUUGAAUAGGGUAUCGACAUCUUCCAAUGAGUUAAGGAGUUGUUUGACAUAUAUAGAGUAAGGAAAUGAACUUGAAGAAAAAAACAAGGAGUAUGGAGGAGGAAGCGAAGAACGUGAAAAAGAAGGGGAUAAAUAAGAAGAAGA